UGGGCGCUCCGCUGUGGCGGCAGUCGGAGACACGGCGSCCAUGUUAGAUUCGGGAAAGGGCCUGGCCUCCGCUGUUUCCGCCGCCCGGCUUCCGGCUGAGGGCAGUCCUGGCCGUCUAGCUCCGAGGGACGGUGCGGGCGGUGAGAAGGGGUCAGUGCGCGCCGCCGCGGCUGGGAACUCGGGGAGAGUGAAGGAGACUUCUAGCCUGCGUUGGUCGCAGCGUUCCCCGGGCGUUCCUGCGCGUGAGGACCGGCCUGCAGAUGCCCCUUCCUCAAGGACGCCCCCUCUGCUUUCUCUGGAGCGCACCAACUUCCUAACCAUCUAAUCAAGCAGUGGUGUUAAUAAAUGGCACGUGAAGUCUAAAGCCCCACAUGGCUGGAAAGAGGUCGCUCAGCCGGCGGCCUCUGCUGCUGCUGGGGCUGCUGGUUGCAGUCGCUGCCGUCCACCUCUUCACCUGUCCCUACACCAAGGUGGAGGAGAGCUUCAACCUGCAGGCCACACACGACCUGCUGUACCACCGACUGGACAUGGACAAGUAUGACCACCAUGAAUUUCCCGGUGUUGUCCCCAGGACGUUCCUUGGGCCUCUGCUGAUGGCGGCAGUCUCCAGCCCCCUGGUCUAUGUGCUUUCACUGCUGGAAGUGUCCAGGUUUUAUUCCCAGCUGACAGUCAGAGGAGUCCUCGGGCUCAGCGUGAUUUUGGGACUCUGGGCAUUACAAAAAGAAGUGAGGCGACAGUUUGGGGCCACGGUGGCCACCAUGUUCUGCUGGGUGACGGCUACACAGUUCCACUUGAUGUUUUACUGCUCGCGGACGCUCCCCAAUGUGCUGGCCCUGGCUGUGGUCCUGCCGGCCCUCACGGCCUGGCUACAGCACCGGUGGACCCGCUUCAUCUGGCUCUCGGCCUUUGCGACCAUCGUCUUCCGGGCUGAGCUGUGCCUACUGCUGGGUCUCAUGCUGCUGCUGGCGCUGUACCACAGAAGGGUCUCUGUGGCCAGACUGCUGCAGCACGCCGUCCCCGCGGGCGCGCUCUGUCUGGGACUGACGGUCACUGUGGACUCCUGUUUCUGGCGCUACCUUGUGUGGCCGGAAGGAAAGGUGCUCUGGUACAACACUGUCCUGAACAAAAGUUCCAACUGGGGCACCUCCCCACUGCUGUGGUACUUCUACUCGGCCCUGCCCCGGGGCCUGGGCUGCAGCCUUCUCUUUGUGCCCCUGGGCGUGAUGGACAGGCGGGCACGGGUGCUGGCUCUGCCGGCGCUGGGCUUCGUGGCGUCCUACUCCCUGCUCCCGCACAAGGAGCUGCGCUUCAUCAUCUACACCUUCCCCGUGCUCAACAUGGUGGCCGCCAGAGGCUGUGCCUACCUGCUGAAUAAUUACAGAAAGUCUUGGCUCUACAAGGCGGGGACCCUGCUUGUGGCGGGACACCUGGUGGUGAAUGCCGCCUAUGCUGCCGUGUGCCUGCACGUUUCCCACUUCAACUACCCUGGUGGCAUCGCCAUGCAGCGGCUGCACGAGCUGGUGCCCCCCUGGACAGAUGUCCUCCUGCACAUUGACACAGCCGCCGCCCAGACAGGUGUGUCGCGGUUCUUGCAAGUCAACAGUGCUUGGAGAUACGACAAGAGGGAGGACCUGCAGCCCGGGGCGGCAGACAUGCUGGCCUACACGCACCUCCUCCUGGAGGCAGCCCCCAGCCACCUGGCCCUCUACAGGGACACACACCGUGUCCUGGCCCGCAUCCUGGGCACCAGUGGUGUGAGUCUGAACCUGACCAGACUGCCUCCCUUUGAUGUCAACCUGCAGACCAGGCUGGUGCUUUUGGAGAGAGUUGUCCAGCCGUCCAAAGGGGAUAGGUGACAGCGUGCCCCCGACACUGCCCCCAGGGCAGGUAGGGCUGGGACCUGUCCACCACCAUUCCUGGGACACACAGCUUGACAGGACAAGGGCCUCAGAGCUGUUGCCACAGGCACUGGUGGCCCUGGGGACCCCUUCUCAUCAUCCGGGCACUCUCACAACCAAGAGGGGAUAGCAGGCCAGGCAAGACCGUCCCAGCAGCUGGCUGGUGGUGGCCCUCACUGUGCACUGCCCCCAGGUGCACCUGCUGCCCAUGGCCAGGGCCUCAGCACCUGCCCUCCCGCCCCUGCAGCUUCUGUGCUCACAGGCCCUCACAUGCAUUCAGGUGAUUUCAGGAGGUAAACAUGUUGAAAAGAAUGAGAAUGAACGUCUCAGAUGUUUUCUUAGGCAGUGUCUCUCAUUUGCACUUGCUUCUGGAGGCCACCCUGUCUAGCACUGCGUUGGGGGGGUCUGAUGCAGUCAUGCUGUACUGAGCACACUUCAGGGUGGGAUACUGUCAGGCACAGGGUGACGGAGGACAGGUCAGUGCCGUGAGCUCACGUGCACACUGCAGGCACUGCACGUGUACAUGCGGGUGCACGGGCAUGAAGACGUGUUUCCUGAGUCUGCUGAGCGUGAGCUGUUCACAACAAGCCCAUGGGGUUCUGGGCUCCCUCUACCCAACUCUGUUCCAUGGUGAGAAUCCUGGCUUCCACGGGUAUCCACACAUUGACUGCUUUGCUCAAUGAGAAGACAUUAAAUAGUUUGAGAAUUGCCUUGUCACACAAUUGCACAAAACAAACCCACCAUAAAAAGGUGAGCUUUGUGAGGGUUCUUCACUCCCACCCGUGACUACAAGGGGUAAUGCGGUCCUGGGUUUGGCUGCUCCCGGCCUGCGUGGGGUCGUGUGGGGCCACUCUUCCCCUGCAGUCCCCGAGGCCCACCGCCCUUCCUCCUCGUGGGCCUGUAGACCAUGACACGAAGCUCCAGAGCACACUCCUGCGGAGGGCAGGUUCGGGCACCCUUUCUUACAGGAAGUCCCAGYGCGCAUUCCCCUUCUUACGGGAGCAUCUGUGCGCAUUUGCCCUCUGCUCUUUCCACCGGCGGAAUCUCCUGGAAAGUGCUGCGUCGGGAUGUAGACGUGCUGUGGCUACUCGUCCGACCGCUCUCCGAAGGGGCAUUUAACUGAUUUCCAAUAUUCAAUAAAAUACAGAUUUGGUGACAGCGAGUAACUAGGAGCACUUGUAUUUUCCUACCGAG
Molecule: messenger RNA, 3092 nt
Organism: Urocitellus parryii (Arctic ground squirrel)
Lineage: Eukaryota; Metazoa; Chordata; Mammalia; Rodentia; Sciuridae
Source: RefSeq, a predicted model, not a curated record